Girardinichthys multiradiatus is the source of this 7483-nucleotide messenger RNA. RefSeq names its product obscurin like cytoskeletal adaptor 1a (gene obsl1a). NCBI's taxonomy places the organism in Eukaryota, Metazoa, Chordata, Actinopteri, Cyprinodontiformes, Goodeidae. Gene Ontology annotation, molecular function: protein binding. The coding region runs from base 584 to 7207 and encodes 2207 amino acids. The transcript is spliced from 26 exons. The record is from RefSeq and is a predicted model, not a curated record.
CAAUGACUGAAUCAGAGCUGAGGCAUGCAAAACACAGUCAGAUGAAAAACCGUGGUCAUUUCCCUUUCUGCAACCUCCAGCCUUAUGCCGAUAAAGACGGAAACAAGUGAGAAAAGAAAACUACAACUUUGACCGAAGAACGUGAAGGGAAAAUUUAUUUUUGUCCCGUUUGUAGAAGCUAAAGUGACCGGACGGUGUGCUGAAUAAGGACCAGAAUUUGUCAACGUCAAACCAAGACGUCAAGAAACAAAUGCUUUCGAGAGAAGAAGGUCAUCUCAACCCUUAAGAGAAAGCAGCUAUUAGAGAGCGGUGCGUUUACACGUUUGGAUACUCUUUCAGCUGACCUCUGCUUUGGGUUUUUAAUCAUUUCUAUGAAUGUGUCCACAGAGUGCUUGGACCAUAGAAAGGCCAGACCCAAUUGGAGUGUUUGAUGGUGACAAGCUCAAUCGUAUCCCAUCCCAUCUGACCAAAGCAUUUGGUUCCAGUUCAUUUCCAGCUUUUCAUCAAAGACAAGAAGCUAACUUUGAGACAAAAACUAAAAAAGACACCUCUUCAUUCAGCCAGGACAACAGUUGACAUUAUCAUGGAUAUUCUGGGUGGUGCACCUCGUGUUUUGGGAUAUCCACGCCCUGUUGUGGCACAGUGUGGAACAGAUGCCACCCUGAGGUGCCAAAUUGAUGGGGACCCUCGGCCAGAUGUCAUCUGGGAACGUAAAAAUGUUCAAAUCCUGUCUGAACAACGAUACAAGAUUUCCGAGGAGGGAACAGUGUACUUGUUGACCAUUACUGGAGUUACCCAAGAAGAUGCUGGUCAGUACAUCUGCAAGGCUAGAAAUAGCAUAGGGGAAACCUAUGCAGCAGCCUCACUCAAAGUGGAAGGGGAGCUUCCUGAACAUAACUGGGAAAUUAUACAAUUAAAUAAAAAUGAUGUAAAAGAAAAUGGAGACUUUGGGGAAAGCCUAAAUGGCUACAACAUGGUGGAAAAUGGUGCAAAUGAGAAGAAAAUGAAUGGACAGCACAAGUGGAAGUGUCAAGCAAAUGAAAAACUAAAAGAGUUAGAUUUAACAUCAAACGAUAAGCCACGAUUUCUCAUCAAGCCUUUGUCACUGCGUGUGGAUCGUGGAGAGGACGCUGCCUUCUCAUGCAAAAUCUGGGGCAUGCCUUUGCCUGAGGUGACUUGGGAGAAAGACAGUAAGAAGCUCAAUGAUAUCUUUGAGUGCUCCCACUUCAAUGUGAGCUAUCAAGAUGGAGGCUGGUUUCAGCUCAAGAUCUAUGGGACACGCAUGCCAGACAAAGGCGUCUACACCUGCAAGGCCGUGAACUGUCAUGGCGAGGCCUUGGCAGGAGCUGUCCUUCUUGUCGAGCCCAUUCCAGAGCGAGAAGAGACUAAAAUGUCUUCAAACAGUCACAUCAGCAGCCAGAGGUCACCCAAGCACAGAGGCGGGCGGUUCAGUUUGUCAAAGCUCACCGAGGAGUUGCCCGUCAAUGUAUCCAAGGUCAAAAAGUUUGUAGUGACGGAGGGGAAGCAUGCCAAGUUUCGCUGCUUUGUGACAGGCAAGCCCAAACCUGAGAUCAUCUGGAAGAAAGAUGGGGUUCCUUUGGAACCUGACAGGCGUCAUUUGGUAUUUGAGGAUCGAGAAGGUUACUACACACUGAAGGUCCUCUACUGUAAGAUGCAGGAUACCGGGCUAUAUGUAUGCGCCGCAUCGAACGCUCUGGGAAACACCCUAAGUGCUGUUCACCUGACUGUGAAAGGGCCCUCUGUGCGGUUCAGACGGCUAUUAAAAGACGUGGAGGUAAAGGAGAGGGAUGUUGCUGUGCUGGAGUGUGAGGUGCCCGAUGAAAUGAUCCCAGCUGCCUGGUACCUGGAGGACCAGAGGCUGAUGCCCAGCAGUAAGUAUGGGAUGGAACAGAAAGGAACCAGACGCAAACUCACCAUCCAUGAUGUUGGAACAGAUGACGAUGGGGUUUACCUUUGUGAGAUGCCAGAUGGAGCAAAGAGCAUUGCUGAGCUAGCAGUUAAAGGCACAAUUGUUCGUAAACUACCUCGGAAACUGGAGGUGCUGGAAGGUGAGAAUGCUGCAUUCUGCGUCGAGGUUGAGAAUGAUGACUUGGAGGUCCACUGGUUCAAAGAUGGGUUGAAGAUACACGAGACACACCAGACAAUCCUCAAGUCUUUUGGCAAGACUCACAUACUGGUCUUUGUCAACGUGGCCUAUCAUGACUCUGGGGUUGUGAUGUUUGUUGCAGGAAGAUCUAAAAGCUCAUCACGUCUCAAAGUAAAAGCAACCCGACACUGCCCCCCAAUCUGUCCUGUGGGUGUCAAAAUGAAUGUAGACAGACCCAACAGUGCUCUUCUCACCUGGGUACCCGCACCCAACACCCAAACUACCACCCGUUCCAUGUUUGUCCUGGAGAGACAAGAGGUUGGUUCUCAGGAGUGGCAGAAGUGCUUCACCUCAGAGACCGCCACCUCAGCUGAGGUUUCUGGUGACAGCGUUCAGUGUGAAGGCGACUAUCGAUUUCGUGUCUGUUGCAUCAAUAAGUAUGGACGCAGUGGCCAUGUGGAGUUCCCCAAAGUGAUCCAUCUUGUCCCAGGGCCCAAGAUUCACACGCAUCUCCAAGGCUUAGAAGUGAUGGAAGGAGAGGACGCCCACUUCUCCAUCGAACUGUCUGCACCAAUGGUUGGAACAUGGUUUCUGAACAGCUCCCAGCUGCAGCACAGUGGGAGAUAUUCCAUGCAGCAGAACCAAACAAAGCACUCCUUGGUGAUCCAUGAAACUAGAACCGCUGAGGAUUCAGCAGAGAUUACAUUUAUAGCCAACGGAGUGAGAGAUUCAGCUUUGCUCAGAGUUAAACCUGCUGUGUUCAGGUUCAUCCCUCUGUCAGAACUAGACAGCAAUAAGAUAGUGGAAACCGGUGAUGCCAUUGUGCUCUACUGCGAGGUCACCCAUCCCUUCGCUAAGGUAUCCUGGUAUAAAGACGGUGAGGAACUUCAGGUGAGCGAUGGACUAAACAUCCAAUCAGACGGAAAUAUGAGAAGAAUUGUGAUCCAGUCUGCCGAAGCAUCUCACUCUGGAGUUUACACAUGUGAAACUUCAGGGGAUGUCAUCAAAUUCAAUGUGGAUGUCGAAGGACCUCCAGUAGAGUUCAGUCCAGUGUCAGAGGAGGAGCUUCAUAAGAAUAGCAUGGAGCUGGAUCCUGUGGUUCUGCUUUGCCAUGUUACAAGAGAUGAUGCUGAAGUUGCUUGGUAUAAGGAUGACAGUGAGAUCCAGCCAAGUGACAACAUUACCCUGCAGGCAGAGGGCACCAUGAGGAGGUUAAUCAUCCGCUCUGCAGAGGCUUCAGAUGCUGGAAAUUACAUUUGCAAGUCAGGGAACAACAGCAUAGAGUUUACAGUCAAUGUCAAGGAGCCUCCAGUGACGAUUGUUGAACCUAAAGACGACAUUGUGAUGACAUAUUACGUAUCAGAAGAGAUCAACUUGCAGUGUGAGUUAUCUCGAUCCAAUGGGAAGGUCUGCUGGUUUAAGGAUGGUCAGGAAGUCCAGGAAAGCGACAACAUCCAGCUAAGAUCGGAGGGUCCAUACAGAAGGCUGACCAUUCCCAGUGGCUCAGCGGUGGAUAGUGGAGAGUAUGUCUGUGAAACAAAUGGAGACUCUGUCUUUUUCCAGAUAACUGUUACAGAGCCACCUGUGAGAAUCAUUUCUCCCAGUGAAUCCGAGGUGGAACUCAUCCAUAUUGCGCCAGAGAGGCUAGAGCUGUGCUGUGAAGUCUCCCAGGCAGAUGGUUUAGUUCGGUGGUACAAAGAUAGUUUGGAGGUUGAACAGAGCCCUAACUUGAUACUGGAGGUAGAUGGGGCCCAACGACGGCUAGUUAUACCUUUAACAACUGUGAAUGACACAGGGGAGUAUAUAUGUGACACUGAAAAUGACUCAGUGUCCUUUCUUGUUAAUAUCACAGAGGCCCCUGUGAUGCUAAGGCGUCUCGAACACAUGCCAGACAAAAUGGAAAGUCUUGCUGGAAAACCAGUUGUUUUGGAGAUAGAGGUGUCACAUCCAACAGCAGAGGUCAAGUGGUUACUCGAUGGCAAAGAAAUAGAGCAAAGUAAUGAUAUAACUAUCACCAAAGAUGGAAUCUUUCGAUCUUUGACCAUCAACUCUCCCACUCCAAAAGAUUCUGGGAAAUACACCUGUGACGCUACAGAUGAUAAAAUUAAUUUCCAGGUGAAAGUUUCAGAGCCACCUGUAAAGAUCUUGAGAAAGUCUGAGCUCAAGACAGAUCUAAAGUUCCUAGUUUCAGACGACAUUGUGCUGGAGUGCGAGCUCUCUAGGUACAAUGGCAAUGCCAAAUGGUACAAGGAUGGCUGUCGCAUUCAGGGUGACGAAAGGUUUUGUGAAGAGGAGGAAGGUGCGUUCCGGUCACUGGUAAUCCUUAAUGCGGAACUUAAAGAUUCAGGAGAAUACUUCCUAGAUGUUGGGGAUGAUAGUGUCAGUUUCCAGGUUACAUUAGAAGAUCCUCCAGUGAGAGUUGUAGGAAACUCAUGUGACCCUGAUUACCAGGACUUGAUGGCAGGUGAUGACCUGAUCCUGGCCUGUGAGGUGUCCCGUGCUAAUGCCCCAGUCCAGUGGUACUGUAAUGACAGGCUUCUCACUAAUGAUUCCCAAACCUUCAUUGAAAGCUACGGAACUCUGAGAAAACUUAUCAUCUCAAACAUUCAGCCCUCUGAUUCUGGAAAGUAUGUGUGUGAUGCAGUGAAUGACAAGAUGAUCAAUAUUAUCCGAAUACAAGAACCUCCUGUUACAUUUGUCAACAAGGAAGAUGAUGUUGUUGUGACAGGUUACGAAGCUGAGAGCGUGACCUUGACAAGCUAUGUGUCCAAAGAAAGUGCGGCUGUGCGCUGGCUCAAGGACUGGACACCAGUUGAAGGUGAACGCUUUCGAGAAGUCAUGGAUGGCCAUAAACGCAGUCUUACCAUUCAGCCUUUAAGGCGGUCUGAUGCUGGGGAAUACACCUGUGAUGCCAACUCUGACCAGAUGCACUUCAGUCUGCUAGUGAAAGAAAUGAGAAUAAAAUUUGUGCAACCCCUCCAUGACACUGUGGCUCAUGCUGAUGGCAUGGUGAGCCUACGCUGUGAGGUGUGCAAACCAAAAGCAGAUGUCCAAUGGCUCAAGAAUGGUGCAGAAGUAGUUGGAAGCAGGAGAUUCUCCAUUCGGGCAGAUGGUGUUGAACGAAGUUUGACCAUCCACCGCUUAACACAAGAAGAUGCAGGGCAGUAUGCCUGUGAAUCCAGAGAUGAUCGGACAGUAGCUAUGCUGAGAGUGGAGAUGCCUCGAGUUGUUGAGUUUCUCACUGAACUACACAACACAACUGUUCUAGAAGGAGAAGAUGCCACCUAUAAAUGUGUUGUAUCUCCAGAGGAUGUUCACUUGGUUUGGCUCAUGGACAAUGAGGCAAUAACUUUAGGGGAUCGCUUCCAUGUAAGUCGAAAUGGCCUGUGCCACACCUUGGUGAUUAAAAAGUGCCAGUUGAUAGACUGUUCCAAGAUCACAGCAGAAGCCGAAGGAAAAAUGAGCAAGGCCAGUCUCAAAGUUCAGGAGGCACAGGUCAUGUUCACCAGGAAAAUGGAAGCUAUAACAGCAGAAGAGUUUGGAGAAGCCACCCUGGAGACAGAAAUCAGUCUGGAGACCGGUGAGGUCCAGUGGAUGAGGCAAGGGGUCGUCAUCCAGUCGGGUCUUCGACAUACCCUGGCCCAGAAUGGCUGUAAAAGAAGUCUCACAAUCCAAAACCUGAGCCUAUCGGACCGAGGAACCUACCGCUGCGAGACCCUGCAUGACCGUACACAGGUCAAACUCAAUGUAGAACCCCGAAAGAUCUCCAUCCGCAAAAGCUUAACAGAUCAAGAAACCUUUGAACGGGAGACGGCCUCCUUUGAGGUGGAGCUCUCCCACGCAGAUGUGGAAGGCAUCUGGCAGAAAGAUGGCAUCCGGGUAAAGCCAAACAACCAGUUUAGGGUGAGCAUUAAUGGGCUUGUCCAUAGCCUUACUCUGACAAACUUAACUCUGGAAGACACGGGCACCAUCGUAUUCUCAGCUGAAGGAGUGCGCUCGACUGCAAGGCUCACUGUCAAAGAGACACCUGUGACUAUCCUGAAACCACUGGCGGAUGUUCGCGUGGAGGAAGAAUUUCCAGUCACUCUCGAGUGUGAAUUCUCCAGACAAAAUGUUGAAGUCAGAUGGCUUAAGAAUGAGACAAACCUGAAGCCAGGAAAGAAUCUUCGUAUUUACUCCAUGGGUCGAAAGCGAUUCUGCCAGAUCCUUCAGUGCUCCAUUGCUGACUCUGGUUCCUACACAUGUGAAACAGGCGAAAUAAGCACCUUCUGCUCACUUGAGGUUUAUGAGCAUAAAUUGGAGAUAGUGCAGGAUCUUGAGGACCUCUACAUCCAGGAAGACCAGAAUGCUGUGUUCAUGUGUGAGGUCUCUCUGGAGGAUGUGGCUGGGGAGUGGUACAAGGAUGGUCAUAAGAUCAGACCCAGUAGCACCAUAAAGAUCCGCAAUGAAGGGACCAAACACUUCCUGUUGAUGUGCAACAUUAAAGCCGAAGAUGCUGGAGAAAUCCGAUUUGUAGCAAGGGAUGUUGAAUCAACAGCCUACCUUGAGGUAGAAGAACUCCCGGUUUCGAUUGUAAAACCACUGCGAGACAGAACAGCCCUGGAGAAACACCGCGUGAUUCUUGAAUGCACCGUUUCCUCCCCUCACUGCAGUGCGACAUGGUACAAAGGCAAACAGGAGCUGGAUUCUUCAGAUAGGAUGGAGACCAUAACAGAAGGUUGUUCCCAUAAACUGGUGAUCCACCAGGUUGCUGUAGAGGAUGAGGGCACUUACAGUAUUGAGGUUGGGGAGCAUACAUCCAAAGCAAAACUGUUGGUUGAAGCACAGUCCCUUUUGAUUGUGAAAGAACUUGAGGAUGUUGAGGUGACGGAGCCAGAGCCAGCUUCUUUCCAGUGUGAGGUUUCUGUCGCCAUCAACAAACCUCCAGUUUGGACUUUAAAUGGAGCGACCCUUCACACAGGCCCUGAUGUCCGUCUAGAAGACCACGGGACAAUCCAUAAGCUCACUUUGAGGAACACAAGUGUUGACAUGAGUGGGACAAUCAAAUUCACAUUGGGCAAGGCAAAGAGCAGCGCCACGUUUACGGUGAUUGGAAAGUAGAGAGGCUAGAAAGCAACUCUUGAAAGUAGGCAGAAAGCAAACAGGCUGAUUCUAGGAAUCAACCUAAAACCUACGUAACUGGAUGGCCUUUACUUAUACCCUCUGUGUUUUUAUCAAAUAAUGUGGAGCUAGACAGAAGCUAGACAAUUAUGUCAGGCAUGAUAUCAUUUUUACAGUGUGAAUAAUAUUUACUGUUCGGUAUUUUUAGUUGACUUUGCAACACAUUCUUGCAUUUCAAUGAAAAACAACCAGAAUAAAACAAUUGUGAUGGUGUAA